CAACAAUUCUUAUUGGCAUGGGAACUUUCUAGUUCUCAGGAAAUCGCUGAGUUCUUUAGUCAAAAAGAUUGCCAAAUACACAAAAAGAAAUUUCACAAAGCAGGGGUAAAGAAGUAAUUCGUUUAGCGGAGCAGUUUUUUAGAAACGGCCUACGGCAAGUCGAAGCUGGCUACGUCCCUGACGACUACAUACUGCUGUCCUCCGAAAUUAGGUCUGCCAAAUAAAGUGGCCUUGCAAGAGUUCGAGUUCACAGUGAGCAGGUCUUGGGAAAGAGAUCUCAGUUAUCAUCUUUAGUUGAAUUGUCACAUCCUAACUAAUGCCUCCUUUUCUCAUGGAAAAAAUCAUUCACGUUAUUCAAUUUCAAGAAAAUCGGUUAGUUUUAAUUUCGGGAGAAACCCUUCUCGUUUCAUCAACUGCGUCGCCACUGUAAAAAGUUUCUAAAGCUGGCGUUUCGAAGGUCUGACGCUCGAAAAAUCAGCUUUAAAAAAAACAUUACGUUAGCCAAUUUACAUCAUCAACUCGGUUGAUUUAACCAAGAAACUUAACUCCCCACCCCCUCGCUUACUCGGCCUCUUGCCAAGUAGUAGUCCUGGCCCAUCAUUUUUAUGCUAGGGAAUUUAUUGAUUUGGCAAAGUGAGUUUAUAUGUGAUUGAACUAUCUCCAUUGAGAAGAAAGAAAAAAAUCUGAGCAGAAACUAAACAUUCCAGUGUAUUACAGUAUUACUUUUUCGUUCCAGCCGUUUCGUGCAUUCUGUUCGUCUCGAAAUGACAACGUCAAACGACUGCCUGACGGUACCCCUAACACGAAAAUUCGGCAGCAUGCCGGCACUGGCUCAAAAAUCCGCCACAUCACUUGACUUCCACGACGAAGGAUUUAAGCCUCGCAGAGUAUCUGGAAGCUCUGACCCAGAAAAGACUGGAACCACACUUUGCGAAUCACAGGGAGUCCACGGGCUACCCCUUCUCAAGGUAUCUUUCGAAACACCCGCCAACAGCGCCUACGGCGCAGACAUUUGGCGGGAAAAUGGACGGCACACAACUUUAGGGGUGUCCCGGAUGGAUGCAAGUGAAAGUAAAACACCAAAUAAGGGAACAAGGGCCUUUGGGAGUGCUGGGAAAUGGAAGCCGGACGAGGCUCUAACAUUUUUGCCCAGUCGAUAUUCAGAAUGGUUCAACAGGAGUUCAUCUUUGAAUUAUAGAAUAGGGGUGAAGACUGCUGACACUAGUGCUAAACCACAAGCACAGCAGUCCAGAGGGCAAAACAGGACGGCUAAUACUGGACAAACCGCGAAGGGCAUGAAAGCAAGAAAGUCACUACUUCGCAGAAAAACAGAUACUCCGAAGAAAACAGCUACGACAGACAAUGACGGUGAAAAAUAUUCACAAGUAACACCCCUGAAUAGGGUGGGUAAUUCUCAGGACUACAGACAAAAAUGUAUCCAGUGGUUGCAAUCUUUACCAGACACUAAUACGCUAGCUAUGAAUUUGCGUUGAGACAAUCGUUGGAACAUUCAAGAAAAUGAAAGUUUUCUUCCUUCAUGCUAAAUUCAAGUUCUCUCCUCUUUUCAUCGUAGAGCAUCUUGAAUCUGAAAUUUGAAGAAAACUCUCGUCGUUCUCUUAACCAGACAUAUCUGCAUGGCAGUGGCCAGUGUCUGCUCGCUACACACACACACACACACACAAAUAAAAAUCCUAAAAUAUCCAUCGUGUAGUUAUCGAAGUUUAAAAGCCAAACAAACUAGACAGCGACACCAAUUAAAGGUAAAACUAAAAGUGAAAUUCUUGUCUAUUGGUUGUUUCCGUGUGACUUGAUGUAAUUGUCAAGUCUCUUACAGCCGCUGUUUGAUUCGUCACGCUUCCACCACUAGAAUACUUGGCGGGGGAGGGAGGCUUGGUGGCAUUGUUACGGGGCAAUAUGAUCACAUCUACAGUCACAAAGUUGGGUAAGAAAAUUGGGGAAGUGUCACUGUAAUCCUUCUCCUUUUCCGCGCAGGUGAUCAUUCGCGUUUGUGACCAACGUCAUGAUUCAAAACCCCUUUUUCUUUCCGGUCGCCAUGUCGGCUAAAUAUCAGAACAAAUUCAUGCAGUACGUUUCUUUCGAUAUCUGACGUUUCGGACAACAUGCAUAUAUGCAGACUGAAAACUUAAAAAAUUGACCCGUUUAGUCCCCAUCUAUAAAACCGACCAACUUUCCAGCUUCUGU
Messenger RNA from Pocillopora damicornis (cauliflower coral), 2202 nucleotides. RefSeq lists its product as uncharacterized. The record is from RefSeq and is a predicted model, not a curated record. Lineage: Eukaryota; Metazoa; Cnidaria; Anthozoa; Scleractinia; Pocilloporidae.